Stylophora pistillata is the source of this 1094-nucleotide messenger RNA. RefSeq lists its product as uncharacterized. NCBI's taxonomy places the organism in Eukaryota, Metazoa, Cnidaria, Anthozoa, Scleractinia, Pocilloporidae. The record is from RefSeq and is a predicted model, not a curated record.
UCUAUCGUAGCUUUGAUCCGGGAACAAUCCCGACCAGGAAGGCUUGUGCAGCAUUGCCUAAGAAAAAUGAGUUGGACUAUAUUUGCCGUUAUUACGAUUGUUGCCCUUUCACACGAAGCAGUCAGCAAUCCACUGAGAAGAAAUAGGUUGUGGGAGGAUGACUGCCCCCCAGGAGUCUGGGGAUGUAAGCGCUCGGAAAUAGAGAGCACAAGAACUGAUGAUGACUGUCCUCCAGGAGUCUGGGGAUGUAAGAAGAACGUCAUCGAGGAGCUGGAUGAAGAUUGUCCCCCCGGUGUGUGGGGCUGUAAGCGAAACUUCAAAAUAAAGAAAAGCAACGACGAAGACUGUCCACCUGGAGUCUGGGGCUGCAAACGAGGUCUAUUUGCCUCUGUCAAAAGUUGGUUCAAACCAAAAGGAAGAUCUACGCGGUCAGUGAAAAGCAAUAACGAUGAAGAUUGUCCCCCCGGAGUGUGGGGAUGCAAGCGAGAAAUAAAAAAGGAAGAGUCAGGCGAAGAAGGAUGCCCACCAGGGGUCUGGGGUUGUAAGAAAGACUCGGUCGAAAAUGAUUGUCCUCCCGGGGUUUGGGGCUGUAAGAAAGACAAGAUUGAAGAAGAUUGUCCACCAGGGGUCUGGGGCUGUAAGAAAGACAAGAUUGAAGAAGAUUGUCCACCAGGGGUCUGGGGCUGUAAGAAAGACAAGAUUGAAGAAGACUGUCCACCAGGGGUCUGGGGCUGCAAACGAAACGAGGUCUCUGAGAAAGAGGAAAAGGAAGAUGAUGAGAAAAAAGAUGAAAUGGCUGCUAAAGCCGAGUGCCCACCAGGGGUCUGGGGCUGCAAAAGAGAGAACUAAUGAAUUGAAAAGUUUCCAGAUUAACUCAGUCAGUGAAUUUUGUCAAAGUCAACGCUGAACGACCUUGUGACUGUGUCAAGUAUCAUGUCGACUGUAUAAAUUACACUUUACUAUUUAUUGAUUUUGAUUAAUGCAAUUCUAAGUAAGUUAUGAACAGAGUGUAUUUUUAAGUUGAAAAGAAAUAAUGUUCAAGUAACAGAAGUUAGCAACCAUUGGACUGUCAACAAAUAAAAAUUUGAAACUCC